GUUUUGAAAAAGACAUAGAAAAUAAACUGCCUAUUCUUGAAGAAGUUACCGAAAAAUCAAUUACUACUAAAGAUAAAAAACCUACCCAUAUUCUUAUUGAAGGCGACAAUUAUCACGCACUUACUUGUUUGAACUAUACCCACAAAGGCAAGGUUGAUGUAAUUUAUAUCGACCCACCCUAUAACACGGGACAAGACGGUUUUCGUUAUAAAGACAAAAGAAUUUUAUCCGAAUAUCCUGACGGCACUGAAGUACCGAAAGACCACCCAUUCCGGCAUAGUUAUUGGCUUUCAUUUAUGCGAAAGCGUCUUGAACUUGCCAAAGACCUUCUAACCCUUGAAGGAGUUAUUUUUAUCAGCAUAGAUGACAACGAGUUUGCUCAAUUAAAGUUGCUUUGUGAUGAAAUUUUUAGUGAUACAACUAAUAAAGGAUAUGUCGGAACUUUGAUUUGGCAAAGAAAAUCAGGUGGCGGCAACUCAAAGAAGAUCGUUAGAGGACAUGAGUAUAUUCUUUGCUAUUCAAGAAGCGAUGAACUUACACUUACCCAAAAGAGUAACAGGAGCAUUGGGCAUGUUAAGAAAUGGAAACAAGGAAAUAAAAAUAAGUAUGUUUCGAAAGAUGGAAAAUUAUAUUUUGUGAAUGACGAUAUUAUUAGGCGUGUAUUUGGCAAGUAUGAAAAAGGAAUUGAAAGACGUUGCGAGUACGAAAACCUAUUAAAGUUUAGGGGCGAAAAAUUAAAAAAAGAGGUAGACGAAAAACUAGUUUCGGGCGAGUAUAUUCUUAAUAAAGCAAAAAAUGGUAUGCACUACAUUUGCCGUCUUGAAGAAGUUGCUAGCAUGCGACAAGUUAUGUAUACGAUUUUACAAAGUUUCUUGUCUGAAGUUGGUAAAAACGACCUCGCAGAGUUAGGAAUGGAUACACUCUUUGAUUAUCCUAAACCAGUCGGGCUUAUAAAAAUUUUGUUGAAUACAAUCCUUAAUAAAAAAUCAGUAGUGCUAGAUUUCUUUGCGGGUUCAGGAACAACAGGACAGGCUGUCUUAGAAUUAAACGAAGAAGAUGGAGGUUCUCGCCAAGUUAUUCUUGUUACAAAUGAUGAGAAUAAAAUAAUGACAGAUGUAUGUCUUCCUAGAAUGGAAAGGCUUACGAAAGGAUAUAAAGCAUACAAAGGAUUGGGUAAUUCUUUUAAGUACUAUAAAAUCGCUUUCGUUGGUGAAAACAAUAUUUUUAACGCUAAUGACAAAGAUAAGGUGCAACUUGCUCAUCAUGCAGGAGAAUUGCUUUCUAUUGCCGAGAACACUUUAGAAAAAACUGAAAAGAACGAUUACUGA
Molecule: messenger RNA, 1328 nt
Organism: Ambispora gerdemannii
Lineage: Eukaryota; Fungi; Glomeromycota; Glomeromycetes; Archaeosporales; Ambisporaceae
Source: the annotation of a GenBank genome assembly